UCCGUUUCCUUCAUGAAAUCCUCCAGCAAACAAUAAUACAGGAAAUGAUAAUGUUUAUCAACAUAUAUAAAACCAUGUGUAAAUACAGUGCUAUCUGUAAGCGCUAAACCCAUUGUAUCUAUAGAUAGCUAAAUGUCAGUGAAUGUGAAACCUCUGAUUACUGUGGCACAGGAUGUAAGAAUGGCUGUUUGCUGGCAGUGACAGCGGGAGGACCUGUGUUAGGGAAGUGGUGGCUAAUAACCCGCAGGCUGAUCCAGAAAAGAACAACCAGAUCUGUUCGUGAGUGUUAUGUACAGAACACACAUCCAAUAUGUCCCUGACAACAGCAACCAGAGUACUUGGCAGAGUCUGUACAGUAGUGCGUGGCGCAACCGGUGGACUGAGAGCGCACCGCUGUGAGUCACCUGGGAUAGUAUGUGCGGCAGCAAAACUCCACACAGGAAGCUCAGAUACAAUUUUACCAAAGAAAAACAUGCUUAUUUGUGUUGAGGGGAACAUAGCAAGUGGAAAAACUACCUGUCUUGAAUAUUUCUCUACUACUGGAAAACUGGAGGUUUUGAAGGAACCUGUGGCUAAAUGGAGAAAUGUUCGUAACCAUAACCCUCUGGCUUUAAUGUAUGAAGAUCCUUUCCGAUGGGGGUUAACAUUACAGACCUACGUACAGCUCACUAUGCUGGAUAUACAUACCAAACCUACAGUGUUUCCUGUUAAAAUGAUGGAAAGGUCAAUUUACAGUGCAAAGUACAUAUUUGUAGAAAACUUGUAUAAAAGUGGAAAGAUGCCGGAAGUAGAUUAUGUGAUCUUAACAGAGUGGUUUGAAUGGAUCGUAAAGAACAUUAACCUCUCAGUUGACCUUAUAGUUUAUCUACAGACAACUCCAGAGACCUGUUAUCAGAGACUAAAGAAGAGAUGCAGAGAGGAGGAAAAGAUUAUACCACUUGAAUAUCUGUAUGCAAUUCACAAUCUGUAUGAAGAAUGGCUUAUUAAACAGACCUCUUUUCCAGUGCCAGCACCUGUACUUAUAAUAGAAGCUGAUAAAGACUUGGAGGAAAUGAUACACUGUUAUGAAGAGCACCGUGGGAGGAUCCUACCAGAAGAUGAUUCGCAGCUGUGCUUGUAAUGCUUUCAUAUUCACAGCAGACUAAAUAUCAGUUCAAUAUACACAACACUCCUGGGAGCAAUUAUAUAGUUUAACUAUACACCUAGGCGUUAAAGUGAAUGUAAAUUUUGAUGCUAAAGUGCCCGGUUUUUAAAACUUCGAUUAAAAACAGGGGCACUUUAAUUCAUCAAAAUUUACAUUUCACUCCUGUUGUGAAAAAAAACUUACCUUUUAAUCUUCACAGCAGCUCCAGCUUCCUCCACCCGUUUCAAAGCCUCUUCCUGGGUCUAAAAUAAGGCAUCCGGCUUCCUCCAAUCACAGCAGUGAAUUAGACACUGAAUCCCCCGGGGGCAAGCUGUGAUUGGAGGAUGACCUAUCAAUCAUUUCUGACAUCAGUAAUGGCUUGUGAGACCGGAGGAAGCUGGAGCUGCUGUGAAGUUUAAAAGGUACGUUUUUUUGUCACAACAGGAGUGAUAUGUAAAUUUUGAUGAAUUCAAGUGCCCCUGUUUUUAAUCAAAGUUUUAAAAAACGGGCACUUUAGCUUUAAUGGACCAGCAUAAUAAUUUUUUUUAAUAGAUAAAGUGCAAAUUAUUAUUUUUUUACAUGUCAAGAGUCCAUAGUGCUUAUUUACUUUUUUAUUUAUUUUUCAUAGUGUACAUUAUUCUGAUUAUUUUUUGGUUUUAUUGUAUUUAUAAAUGUUUUGAAGUUUGAUUUUUUUUUUUUUUUUUUUUUUUUUUUGUGCUGCAAUAUCUUAUCUCGGUCCAAUAACUUUUUUCUUAGUAACUGAAAAAGUUAAGAUAUAUAGAAAAUAUCUGUAUCUAAGUGAUUUAAAUUAUGUGGAGAUAUUUUUGACUGAUGAGAAUUUUUUACAAAACGGAAAUUACAAAAUACAAAUAUUUUAAAAGUUAAAAUUAUUAAAAUCUUAGGAUGACAAAGUAAUUCUUUAAAUUAUCUUUGUAACUCCAAGAAUUUAUUACAUUGGGUAUUUGACAUGAAGUAGUAGAAAAAUGUAUUUCACCAAAAAAUUGAGUUAGUUUUCAAUUGGAAAAUUUAUUUUUGUUUUACUUUUAAUUAUUUGGCUUGUUACAGUUGCGUUGCUGAUUUUAUUUCCACAAUGAGAUUUGCAUUAUAAAGCAAACAUAAGUGUAUAUUGCAAGACAGUUUGACGCCUUUUUUUUUCCUGCUCCUUUAUAUGGGUCAUUAUUUUUAAUUAUGAAACAGUCAGCUUCAUUCUUAAAAUCAUACUUUAUGUUUACAAAUAUAUCACUUCUAUCUGAUAGAAUCAAAUAUAUUAUGUGACCCUGGAGGUUUAAAAGUUUUUGUUGUUGUUUUUUUACCAUUUGUUUAGUGUAUGUUGUGGAGAUUUACCAUAAAUGUAAACUAUUAUUAGGAUGAAAACUGUUACUAUUUUAUGCAGACCUAUAUUGGUAACAUCUUAUAUACUGGACACCUGGAAUAAUAAAUAGAGAAAAAAAAA
Messenger RNA from Bombina bombina (fire-bellied toad), 2576 nucleotides. RefSeq names its product thymidine kinase 2 (gene TK2). Gene Ontology annotation, cellular component: mitochondrion; cytoplasm. The record is from RefSeq and is a predicted model, not a curated record. The transcript is spliced from 11 exons. Lineage: Eukaryota; Metazoa; Chordata; Amphibia; Anura; Bombinatoridae. Gene Ontology annotation, molecular function: deoxynucleoside kinase activity. The coding region runs from base 311 to 1120 and encodes 269 amino acids.